Molecule: messenger RNA, 1438 nt
Organism: Mya arenaria
Lineage: Eukaryota; Metazoa; Mollusca; Bivalvia; Myida; Myidae
Exons: 4
Coding region: 136-891 (251 amino acids)
Source: RefSeq, a predicted model, not a curated record
CUAUUGUAGAUAUAUAUACACAAGACAUUUACAGAAUAGUUCGCUUUUAAAAGGAACCAGUACGUUAAGAAGGAAUACAGCUUUAUUAAAAGGCAUUUUUGUUCAUACUAAAAAAGAACAAAUAACUGUUUAAAAAUGGUUAAAGAUCAGUUACGACAUGUUUUCAUAUAUGUUUCAUGCGUAUUUAUUUUGCAUUUACUUUUGGCACCCGCGUCAAAUGCCUGGACUUAUUUAGUAAGUGAAACGAAUUCAGAAGAUGUCGGAUAUACUAAUUUUACCUUCAGCUACCUGAACUUUAAAUAUGCAGAAAUCCGGUCAGAAUGUAACCGGUAUGACAGACCAUGCACUAAACUGGAUUUCAAGUAUGGUGGUUGUUGUUGUUACGACACAUGUGGCAAGACAAAAGGAGUUGCACUCCCGACAUAUUUUGAAGUCAUCAAUUACCUCAACUUUGCUCCAUAUUUCUUCAUCGCCUUCCUGCUCGUUCUCACCUGUAUCGUUUCGGUGCCCAUCUACUGCUGCAAGAAACUAACAUGGUGUUCUUCCAUAUUGCGCGUGCUGGUUUUCUGUGCAACCAUUUUAUUUGAGUUCAUGUACAUGGCUUUGUACAUCGUUUUUGGAGCCAAGGUUGUGCCGGACAUGGGGUUUAAGUCCUCCAAUCUUACUUCGCUGUUCUACAUGUAUGCAGGCAUCUCGGGACUAGCCGUUAUGUUUUACUGCAGCAUUGGUGUAAUCUGGAGUAUUAAUAAGUUGAAAGAUGUUGACUGCUGCUCUGUCACCAGAAAGUACAAAUGGAAGCUGGACCACUUGAGGUGGACCAAUUAUAAACCAGUAUUUACAGAGCAGAAACAACAGAAUGGGGACCAGCAUUUGAAAUUGAGGUCCGUUUAACGCUUCAUUUUAACGUUUAUCUGAAGAAGACCCAUUAGUGGUUUAUCAUGAUAACUGAACAUGCGUCAAAUGACAACCCGUACAAGAAAAUAUCUGCAGUUUUACGAUUUGUUUUCAUUUACUCGCGCAUAAAUGCCUUUCUCACGAUUCUGUACUUUGAGUUACAGUCCUUUGCCAUAUAUUGGCCUUCUCAGCAUAUCUGUAUGACGAGGAUCACAUGUGUGUUGGCACAUUUGCUUCAUGACGUAACACUAAAAAAUCACACAAAAGUAUGAUUUGGCAAUACUUUUAUUAAAAAGUGUGUUUGAAUGGCGUCGUAACAUUUUUUGUUCUUUAGUAUGUAUGUUUGACAUAAUUGUGAAUUAUGUAAGAUGUGUUGCAUUGAGUUCAAUGUUGUAUAUUUGAAUUUAUCCUUAUGAAAGAUAAUUAUGCCUUAUUCAUACUUCUUUCUAUACUAUUUAAUUAUAUCUAUGUUUAUUUAUAUAAUAUCCAAAUUCACCUUCAGUGUUUGCAAUAAAAUGCUUUUUCAAACCUGUCUGACUUGUCA